This is a messenger RNA of Pangasianodon hypophthalmus (striped catfish), 2100 nucleotides long. RefSeq names its product RNA binding motif protein 41 (gene rbm41). Gene Ontology annotation, cellular component: U12-type spliceosomal complex. The record is from RefSeq and is a predicted model, not a curated record. Lineage: Eukaryota; Metazoa; Chordata; Actinopteri; Siluriformes; Pangasiidae. Bases 58 to 1386 code for a protein of 442 amino acids. Gene Ontology annotation, molecular function: pre-mRNA intronic binding; U12 snRNA binding. Gene Ontology annotation, biological process: mRNA splicing, via spliceosome. The transcript is spliced from 7 exons.
UGCGUCGAAAACAACACUUCCGCUGUAAACAGGAAGUGGAGGUUUUCUGCAGGAAGUAUGAAGCGGGUCACUCGUCGGGUUUGUGAUGAAGGCCCGGUCCCUGAGGAGCAGGAGACGGAGGGACAGAGGCAGCUGCACAACCUGCUGCUCCAACAGCUGGAUACAGACGUCAACAUCGACCGUUGUGUAGCGAAGAAGAAAUGCUUUGCCCCGGCUGCGCUGUACAAGCCGUUCGGAGAACAGGCGGCAGGGGUGCGCAGUCUGGCCCAGUUCCAGGCACUGCAGGACGGAGAGAAGGAACUCGCCAGCCUGAGAGAGCUGGGCCUCACUGACGCUGAGAUCGAGCUGUGGAGGAACAGAGAUGUGCGAGACAGCGGCGGGAAGAAUCGUGGAGUGAGUGUAGCUCCUGAAGCGCGGGACGAGCGCCUGCAGGUCAUUUGGGACAAGAUGGCGGCGAGGGCGGAGUUAUUGUCCCGUCCCCAGCGCUUCUCAGGCAGCCGAGCUCUCACACGGAGAGAGAUGGAGAUCGAGAAGGCUCUGUUCCACGGCAGCGACCGCUCCAGCUUCCUUACUGCUCUCUACCAUCAAGAGGGAGAUUCACAGAAUGGACAGCAGGGGGAGACCUUUUCAAACCCAAUGGAUUCAUUAUACAGAGACUUCCUCAAAGAUGACCAGACAGACUCUGAGAGCGUCUCACACUCAUCCCCGACAGAUUCCGAUCAUAACCAAACACCACGUCCAGACCCGGACUCUAAUCAGUCACAUGCUGUCGACGACUGUAGCAGCCAAUCAUCGAUAAGCAAUGAAUCCUCACUGCGCAUCUGUACAACACAGUCUCAGAGUCAAGAAUCAUCAUCAUCAUCAUCAUCUGUUCCACAGAAAUUGACAGUUAACCAGCCCAUCGGACGUGUGACCUCUUGUUGCGGUCAGGGCCAGAGCGGCCCACUGACCAUCAGCGGUAAAGUAGAGGAGAUUUCAGAUGAGGAGAUCAGGAACAAUCGGGAGACGGAGGAUGGCAUAAGGGGAAUUUCACGCUUUCAGAACUAUCAGCGUGGAGAGCCAUCAAAUGUGCUGUGUGUGAAGAACAUGAGUCCUUGGGCUUCUCUGGCCCAGCUGGUGGCUCUUUUCUCCCGGUUUCAGAAGGACGACACAGAUCCAAUUGUGUAUCGCCUCCUGACAGGCAGGCUGAAGGGCCAAGCCUUCAUCACUUUCUCUGAUAUAGAGACUGCACAAGCAGCGUUGGACACUGUGAAUGGGUACCGGCUGCAGGACAAGCCUCUAGUCAUUGAGUUUGCCCGAGAGAGGAGACACGCAAAAACUGAGGACUCUUCAGAAAUUCACAGCACAACUACAGCGCAAAAGGAUCCGAAAAACUGCUUCUCAUAGGAAUAAAACAGGACAAGGUGUGCUGUUCCAUCCAUUUUCCAUACUGCUUAUCCUACACGGGGUCACGGGAGCCUGGAGCCUAUCCCAGGGGUCUCGGGGCACAAAGCAGGGGACAACCUGGACGGGGAGCUAACCCAUCGCAGGGCACAAUCAUACACACACACACACACACACGCACACACUACAGACAAUGUAGAGAGGCCAGUUAGCCUACAACAUAUGUUUUUGGACUGGGGAGUUUGUCCUUUUAAAGUCACAUUUCAUGUUGUGGAACUUCCACAAAACAACUUAAUUCCCUUUUAUCUCUUACACUGUAACAGCUAUAAACAGUCGUUCCCUCACCAGCCUCUCUUUUACUUCUGUCUCUUGAAGUUAAUUGAACAAAUUGGAUAAACGCAGGGUCAUGUUACUGAGCUUAACGUUACAGCUUUACCUCUGACUGUUACUUACACUGGAGACUCCUUCCAAAACUGCUCAAUAAACGUAUUCUCACAGAACAUCCAAAAUGUUCACCACAUCAACAGUGACACGUUCAUCUGGAGUAUUUGCUGUACAAGUCCCUGUGAAUGAGUUAAUAUAAAACUGUGAUUUGUCUAGUGAGAGAGCCGUGCUUGAAAAAGAAAAAGAAUCAACACCUUCUGAUCAAUCAGAAUCGAUAUUUCAGUAGCGCCGUGGUAUAAAUGUGUAAAUAAAACACUACAUGUAAUGUGUAAA